Athalia rosae (coleseed sawfly) is the source of this 2943-nucleotide messenger RNA. It is a transcript of the gene car, whose product is annotated as vacuolar protein sorting-associated protein 33A. Gene Ontology annotation, biological process: vesicle-mediated transport; intracellular protein transport. Bases 936 to 2759 code for a protein of 607 amino acids. The record is from RefSeq and is a predicted model, not a curated record. The transcript is spliced from 8 exons. Gene Ontology annotation, cellular component: CORVET complex; lysosome. Lineage: Eukaryota; Metazoa; Arthropoda; Insecta; Hymenoptera; Athaliidae.
UUUACAGCAACGCGUUCCCGAUGUCACUAUAAGGUUCGCUCCAGUUCCUAAUGACACCUGUGCAGCUCACACAUCUCGUGAUCCGAUUAGCUUGUUACUGCAGAUUUCAGGAUUCUCGUAAUGAUUGGUAUCAAAGCGGAACGAAUUGUUCCCGAUCCACACUUGAACUGCCGAAUUUUUAUUAAGUGCGAAUUACAUUUUUCAGAAAUAUAUACACGAUCUAUUGUUUGUUAUUUUUUCUUGUUAGAUCAUAUCAACUUUCGUUACUUUCAAUGAAAAUUAUCAGCCAUUUAUGAUGAAUUUAUAAACCAUUUUUCUUGACGUUGUACCGUUAUCUGCUAAAUGACAAUUUUUCAUGGAUUCGGGUGAGUUCAACGCGUGGCGUGUGUGCGGUGUAUUAUUUGCUUUCACACGUUCCCCAUUCAUGGUAGAGAGAUCCGUAGGAAACUAUGUUUCAGUGACAAUACUCAAUUAUUGUACCUUUAUCAUCGUUGUGUGAUAAAAUAGCAAUUACACCUUCAUGCACAUGAUAUGCGAUUAUAAUUUGAGUAUACACGCGAAAUGGCGUUAUUUUUUUCUUGACAACUGUGGUGCCGCGUUCAGUAGAUUGUUUGCAUUUGGGUUGCUCAACGAUGAGACCACACUUCUUCGAGUGAAGAUGUAUUUCGUAUUCAAGUAUUCAACGAUGAGAAAAAGACAAUUCCCGUUGAAAAAAGAAAAAUUCCGAAUAUUUUCCGAAUCGCGUGUUUUGCGCGGCAACGUUCUUGAAUUCUUCGGAAGCCUGCGCUCAGUCUCGGGUGUUUCCGGAUCACCUGGUCCCUAAGUGGCGUCCGCUAGUUGUGAUCUGUCCACUGAUCUGUCAAACCAUGAUAUAACCUAAAUCUCAUGUCAUUUUCAAUUCCAACAAUCAUUGUAGGCGUAUUCGGCGGUAAAUAAUGUCGUCGGCUCACCUGUCAAGCGGUAAGCUGAACAUCGGAUUGGUAGACGAACAUGCUAGGAAACAAUUACUAUGUUUGUUGGAAAAAUGUGAUGGUACCAAGGUGAUCAUUUGGGACGCAUCCUUGGCAGGACCAAUUGGUUCAGUGGCCCAGUACAAUUUGGUGCAGCAACAUGACGUAGUUAAGAUGUUUCCCUUGGUAGGCGGAAAACUUGAACCUACAACUGUUGAAAAUGUUAUAUUUAUUACCAGACCACACCUGGAUCUCAUGGAUUUAAUUGCUGAAAAUGUGCAUGGUGAAGAAGGCAGGAGACCCCAAAAAAAAUUUUAUCUCUUUUGGGUGCCUCGUAAAAGUCUCAUAUGUGAGAAGAAACUAAAAAAUCGAGGGGUAUUUGGAAGCUUGACAUUUGAUGAAUUUGCGUGUGAUUUAUUUCCAUUUGAUGCUGACUUGGUGUCAAUGGAGCUAAGCGGAGCUUUUAAAGAAUUCUUUUUGGAAAACGAUCCCACUUGCUUGUAUCAAGUUGCACAAGCUAUUCAAAGCUUACAAAGACUAUAUGGAAAAAUUCCUAAAGUUACUGGGCGGGGUCCAGCUGCUAAUAAAGUGUGGGAAUUGAUGAAAAGACUCCAACGGGAGGAGGAGGGUGUCAAGAGUGAUACUGUUCAACCACCACUAAUCGAGCACUUACUGUUAUUAGACAGAUCUGUCGAUCUGCUUUCACCAUUGGUUACACAAUUGACUUAUGAAGGUCUUAUAGAUGAAAUAUUUGGUAUAAACAAUAAUACUGUCCAGUUGCCAGCUAAAGAAUUCCAUGAUGCUAAUGACUCACCUACCGUAAUGUCUCUUGACAAAGUUGAACGGAUUAUUCUGAACUCUGGGGAAGAACUUUAUGCUGAGAUUAGAGAUAAAAAUUUCAACGGUGUUGGCCCAAUACUAAGUCGUAAGGCAAAAAUCAUAUCAUCACAAUUUGAUGAACGACAUGGUGACAAAAGUGUCCAAGAAAUCAAACAGUUUGUUGCAAAGCUACCGCACAUGUUGGCAACAAAGCAAUCACUUGCAAGACAUACAACGAUAGCGGAAAUGAUUAAAGAAGUGACAGAUUCAAGUAACUUUCUUGAGUCACUGCAGAUCGAACAAGAAUUACUGAAUUGUAUUGAUACAGACAAGCCAAAUUCACACAUUGAAGAUAUGAUAGCCCAGCAACAACCACUGCUGAAAGUGUUGAGGCUCCUUUGCAUCCAGUCGCUCACAAACUCGGGUCUAAAGCCAAAGUUACUCGAUUACUACAAAAAAGAGAUAGUGCAGACUUAUGGGUAUCAGCACUUACCCUCAUUGAUAAAUCUAGAAAAGGCUGGACUCCUUCGACCCCAACAGCCUUUCAGGCAGUAUUCUGUACUCAGAAAAGCUUUGCGACUAACUGUUGAGGAUGAGAGUGAAGUGGCUCCAAAAGAUAUCAGUUACGUUCAUUCUGUGUAUGCUCCACUGAGCAUCAGACUAGCUGAACAAUUGGUACAACCAACAGGAUGGCAGGGACUUAAUGACGUACUUGGAUUGUUACCUGGUCCUACCAUCAACAGCAGUCCCAAUGUCUCAAAUUCUGCUUCAGGAAGAAGAAAUUCAAUAACCAGUGAAGAUUCAAAUUCAGAACCACCAAGGUUGGUCCUUGUAUUUUUUAUUGGAGGGUGUACCUUUGCUGAAAUAUCUGCACUGAGAUUUUUAUCACAAAAAGAGGAUUCUAAUGUGGAAUUCGUAGUAGGAACAACAAAAUUGAUAAAUGGAAAUUCUUUCAUCACUUCGUUAAUGGAAGACUUGGAGAGUAACUGAAUUUUUGUUAUCACAUAGCAGAAGAGAAAUUCUGAAUGGGAUAUUUCAGCUCGUUGUGAGUUCAUUCUUCCCAUAAACUCAUGUUUUCUAUUGUAUAACUGCAUCAGACAUUGUGUUUAAGGUCGUUCUUAUCAAAUCUACUAAAAUUUCGUUCUUAAUAAAAAUUGUUCUUAUAUCUCCAUAA